This is a messenger RNA of Sinocyclocheilus grahami, 2343 nucleotides long. RefSeq names its product protein disulfide-isomerase TMX3-like. The record is from RefSeq and is a predicted model, not a curated record. NCBI's taxonomy places the organism in Eukaryota, Metazoa, Chordata, Actinopteri, Cypriniformes, Cyprinidae. The transcript is spliced from 16 exons. Gene Ontology annotation, cellular component: endoplasmic reticulum; cell surface. Bases 68 to 1411 code for a protein of 447 amino acids.
GGCGUCUCUGCGCAUGCGCCGCUGCUGCGGUGCGCAUUUCCUGCUGCUGCGCCUCUGAUCCGGAGCCAUGGCGCUGCUCGGAGCGGCUUUCUCUUCUCUUCUCUUCAGUUCCGCGGUUGCUUUGGUGCAGGACCUCGAUGACACGUUUAAAGACAGCAGGAUGGAGGACGUCUGGCUGGUGGAUUUCUAUGCUCCGUGGUGUGGAUACUGUAAGAAGCUGGAGCCGAUCUGGCAGGAGGUGGGAGCGGAGCUGACACGCUCGCAGUCGCCGGUCCGAGUCGGAAAAAUGGACGGCACGGCAUACUCAGGUGUGGCGUCGGAGUUCGGCGUGCGAGGAUAUCCCACCAUUAAACUGCUGAAGGGGGAGCUGGCGUAUAAUUACAAGGGACCAAGAACCAAAGAUGACAUUAUUGAGUUUGCCAACAGAGUGGCUGGGCCAGCCGUGCGGUCGCUGCCCAGCAGACAGAUGUUCGAGCACGUCUUGAAGAGGCACAGUGUGUUGUUUCUGUAUGUGGGAGGCGAGUCUCCUCUGAAAGAGAAGUACACCGAGGUGGCGUCUGAGCUCAUUGUGUACACCUAUUUCUUCUCUGCGUCUGAAGACGUCUUACCAGAGUCUGUGGCUUUGCAUGAGUUGCCUUCAGUGGUCGUCUUCAAAGAUGGAACCUAUUUCACAUACGAUGAGUAUGAAGACGGCAGCUUGUCGUCCUGGGUGAACCGAGAGCGAUUCCAGAGCUACCUGCCGAUCGAUGGAUUCACGCUGUAUGAGCUGGGAGAGACCGGUAAGCUGGUGGCGAUCGCUGUUACUGAUGAGAGAGAUCCGACAGAGCGCAGCAGCAGGUUGAAAGGUCUGAUCCAGAGAGUUGCUACUGAACACAGAGAUCAGUUCAACAGGGAUUUCCAGUUUGGCCACAUGGAGGGGAACGACUAUAUCAACAGCCUGAUAAUGGGCGAGGUGUCUGUGCCCAGCAUCAUCAUCCUCAACACCUCAAACGAGCAGUACUUCGUGCCGUCGGAGCCUGUGGAGGAUCUGGAGCAGCUGCUGCGCUUCUUCAGCAGCGUUCUGGACGGCAGCGCUCCGGCGUUCGGAGGAGACGGGAUAUUUCAGAGGAUCAAGCGCGUGGCGUACGAUGCCAGAUCCACCAUAAUGUCGGUGUUCCGCAGCUCUCCGCUGCUCGGCUGCUUUCUCUUCGGUCUGCCGCUAGGCGUCAUCAGCCUCAUGUGCUACGGCAUCUGCACGGCUGAGUCUGACGAUGACACGGAGCUGAUGAAGAGAGAUGGCUUCACGGACGAGGAAGAGGAGGAGGGCGAGGAGGAAGAGCAGCAGCGGCUGACGGCCGGAGCAGAGGGAGAGGAGGACGAAGACGCAGAGAAGAUCGAGCAAAAGAGUCCGACUGAAAAAAAGGUGGAUUAAUGAGAAACGAAGGCCUAGAAUCUCCUCACUGGGUUUCAUUGGAUUAUUCGUUUUCUAAUUCUUUAUUUUCAGAGUUUCCCUAAAUGUACGCCAAAUUCAAAGUCUUGUUUCUGAAAACUUCAGGAGCACUCUUGGAGCUUCGCAUGUGACUGUACUGAGUUACAAAAGCACACCGACGCAAACACUGACUGUUCUAAAGGGGCAGGUCUUUGUGCUUAUUAAUAAUCAUUACUGUAAUAAUGUGCCCUUAUGAGCCGUUCUCUAUCGUCACUUUAAAUCAUGCGUGGAGUGCAGCUGAGACGUGCUAAACGACCGAUCUCUCACUGGACUCGCUUCCUACUCGCUCUGUUAUGUUUUGGAUGAGAAAGUGCAGUUACUGUUGAUCUAGACUUGAUCUCCGGAGGAUUGUUUACAUGAGAUUUGUUACGUUAUCAAAGCAUAAUGACCGCACAUGGAUGCUUUUCUCCUGCUUGCUUCACAGAUGUGAUCUCACAGAAUGUAGGCGUCUAGUGAAGCUAUUCUAGCUUAUGAUCUGUUUAUUUCUCUGUGAAAUGAUGAAGGAAGGCUUGGGUUUUCUCAUAUGCACUGAACACAUUCACACACAGCAGCUUCAGGUUCAGUUGAUGUUUUUAAUAGUCUCAGUCCUGGAGAAAACAUCAUCUUCUGUAGGUGCUACGUUUAACAUUAAACAGCAGGUAGGCUCAGUGUAUGUGUUUUACAGAUAUAAGGCUUUAUAUGUCAGCUGUUCUCAGCAACGAUUACCACAAUUUACUCCGUAACUGUUAAGUUCAUGAAAAAUUAAAGAUGCAGAACUUUUAUUUAGAUUCUCAAAACUACAGCAAAUCACUGUAAACGGUGUAUGUGAGCGAUCUUCAGACGAGCUUCAUCUGAUCUCAGACACGCAUCGAGCCAAAGCUGUCCUUACACAAGAA